CCUAACCUCUGUUUGUCAUAUUUUACGUUUUAUUCAUUUACAAUGUUUUAAAAUGCAUUUCAGUUUUCAAGGCACCAAUAGUAACGAACAAUAGUAAUGGUAUUAUUCAUCAAAUAAAUAGAAAAUUUACGCAGCCCAAUGUGUUUAAUCGUGGAAGUUAUUCUGCCAACAAUUCAAACAUUUCUACUUCUCUUCUCGUUACGAAUUGGUUGCCUUAUAAUUCUCGCUUGGACGUCUUUCAGAACAUGGUUUGGCAUUGUGUUCUUCUCGUCAGCGAUACUGGAAGUGCUGGCGAGACGCAAAUCGCCGCUGCACAUGUUACUUUUGUGGCCGAAAAAGAAAUUCAUAUUUGAUGAAAACUUCUAUCUCAUUUAUUAUUUAUAUGUAGCCUUAUUAGUUGUUGAGGCUAUACUGUUUGUGUUUUGCCUCGUUUAUUUCACAUGGGGCUUGUAUAAGGUAAGAUCACGGCCGCUACGCCAAUAUUUAAUCUGUCGCUGCGUAACAUGGCUGGCAGAGGUGGUGUUGCUAUUAGCUCUGUGCCUCAAUCACAGGAAACUCAUAGGCUGGUACUUGGUCAUGCUGAUGUUUGUCAUUCUGGAGUUCUAUUCGCUAAUAACUGUAUACAGUUAUUACGUAAAUUUAACAACUGAGGAAAAUGAUCCCCGGAAUUAUCCCGAAAAAGUACAAAACCUUUAUGACUUAAGUACAAAAUCUAAAGGUAGCGAAGGACAAUCGCAGACAACUUCACUCGUAACACAUUACUAUCGCCGUUAAAAUAUGGUA
This is a messenger RNA of Papilio xuthus (Asian swallowtail), 783 nucleotides long. RefSeq lists its product as uncharacterized. The record is from RefSeq and is a predicted model, not a curated record. The transcript is spliced from 5 exons. The coding region runs from base 139 to 774 and encodes 211 amino acids. NCBI's taxonomy places the organism in Eukaryota, Metazoa, Arthropoda, Insecta, Lepidoptera, Papilionidae.